GUGGGUAUAAAAGCGGAGGCAAAGGGGGGGUUUGGAGCACAGAGCGGUUUGGUCGUUCGUUGGACGGGUUUCUUUUCUUUGCUCGGCCACUGCGGCUCUUCUUUGGGCAGCAGGAGCGGCGCGGCGGUCGGAGAAGCGGUCUAAGACUUCGGCAUUGGGUAAAAGAAAAUGGCUCGAACCAAGCAGACUGCCCGUAAAUCCACGGGUGGGAAAGCGCCCCGCAAACAGCUGGCCACUAAAGCCGCCCGGAAAAGCGCCCCUUCUACUGGUGGGGUGAAAAAACCUCAUCGCUACAGGCCCGGGACCGUAGCGCUUCGGGAGAUCCGUCGUUACCAGAAAUCCACCGAGCUUCUGAUCCGGAAGCUGCCUUUCCAGAGGUUGGUGAGGGAGAUCGCCCAGGAUUUCAAAACCGAUCUGAGGUUUCAGAGCGCCGCCAUUGGCGCGCUUCAGGAGGCCAGUGAAGCGUACCUGGUGGGUUUAUUUGAAGAUACUAAUCUGUGUGCCAUCCACGCUAAGAGAGUCACCAUCAUGCCCAAAGACAUCCAGUUGGCUCGCCGGAUACGGGGAGAGAGAGCUUAAGUGAAGGCAGUUUUUAUGGUGUUUUGUAGUAAAUUCUGUAAAAUACUUUGGUUUAAUUUGUGACUUUUUUUGUAAGAAAUUGUUUAUAAUAUGUUGCAUUUGUACUUAAGUCAUUCCAUCUUUCACUCAGGAUGAAUGCGAAAAGUGACUGUUCACAGACCUCAGUGAUGUGAGCACUGUGGCUCAGGAGUGACAAGUUGCUAAUAUGCAGAAGGGAUGGGUGAUAAUUUCUUGCUUCUCAUGAUGCAUGUUUCUGUAUGUUAAUGACUUGUUGGGUAGCUAUUAAGGUACUAGAAUUGAUAAAUGUGUACAGGGUCCUUUUGCAAUAAAACUGGUUAUGACUUGAUCCAAGUGUUUAACAAUUGGGGCUGUUAAGUCUGACCAUACAUCACUGUGAUAGAAUGUGGGCUUUUUCAAGGGUGAAGAUACAAGUCUUAACCACAGUGUAACUUACAGUUUCCUUAAAAAAAAAAAAAAGUAAACCUGGCAGCUAUAGAAUACACUAUGUGCAUUUAUAAUAGCUAUUUUAUAUAUUGUAGUGUCAACAUUUUUAAAUUAAAUGUUUUACAUUCACAUGUGGUGGGGAGUCUUGUCAUUAAGGUGUGUGUAAUUUAAAGUCCAGUUGGUUUUCUCCUAACUAGACUGCACUUGUUUUCAUAAUAGUAAAAUGCUUUGCAAAGUAUACCUUGCAUAAGUCCUCAUUCUACCACAUGUUAACUAAUCCUCUAGCUGAUUAAUGCAAACACUAAUUGGGGGGAUUUUAUUUAUAAGGGCUCUAGACUAUAAUACAAGUUAUUCACACCAGCAUCAUCUGUUAAUAAUAUUUAAACUAGUUAGUGCAGCUUUUCUUUGUGUAGUGGUUGUUCUCAUAACUAGGUUAAGUUUUUCUCUACCAAGAGGAAACAAUACCGAAGUUCUUUUCCUUGUGGAGUUUGUAUUAUAAUAACCCUUAGAGUAAACUUGCUGUGGGGGAGGGGCACACAACUCCAGCUUUUUGAACCUCUGCUAGUUAAGAUGGUGUCCAGUUAGGUUACAUCUGAUACAUGGUCCUGGGAAAAUCACUUUAUAGAGAUGGCCUUCCAAGUGGUUUUAAAAAUUACCCUUCUAUUGAAAUCUUUAGGUCAAUUAUGUAUGUUGACUUAAGUUUACAAAUAAACUUGUUUAUUCAACUAAGUGUCAAAAACCUACAUUGAAUAUACAAAGUUUAAAUACAUCCAUUAUCUAGUUUCUUUGUAUCCUGAAGUUUGAACUUAGUUUAUACCUGGUUUUGCUCGGUAGACGAACCAUUUAUACACAAAAGUAGUUACAAAUUUCUUUGUACAAGUUAAACACAAGUCCACAAGUAUAGAACUCUUUGUCUAAGCUGCUUUUUUUCAGUAUAAAGCUAGUUUUCUUGACCAGUGAUGGUCCGCUAUAUGCAUAGUAUCUAGAUGUCAGCAAGACAUGGGCACAAGAGCCACUGGUCAUCAGACAAGCAUUCUGUGUAUUUGAAGCUGGUAGCUAUAGAAAGAUGGUUGUGCCCUAAUAACGUAGCUUCUGUUUUUUUUUAAAAAAAAAAAUUUGGUUUCAAAUUCAAGGACUUAGGCAAGCUAGGAUAGGUUUGAUUCUUGGCAGCUUAAUGAGUCUUCAUUGAGGCAUCAAGGCGGAGUCCGAUAUAUACUGAACUGGUUUUCUAGAAGGUUCAUCAUAACUAGCUCUGGAACAGUGACUUCCCAGUUGUGAUGAUCUCAACAUUGUGCUUCUGAAGGACAUUGGUGUGAUCCUGGACGGUGGAAUGUGCUGUGGAGUACCUUGCAGUGUCAGAGUACAAGUAGACUUUCACUGUGGUGAUGUCAGUUUGUUGAAUUUACUAGUUGUGAUAACCCAAGUGGGGUGAAACUUGUCUACCCCAGCACAUCUUCUCUACAUCCUGAUGUAGAGGUUUAUGGGUUUUACUGGGCAGCUGGGAAUCUGCUGCUUUAAAUAGUGCAGCUUGUGCUAACAGACAUGAGCGUACUUAACCCAGAAGGCAAAAAUAUCUUCUGGUUCUAGGAAGCUGCCCACACAGGAUAACCCUGGGUUUAGAUGAUGGGACAGAACUCUGUAAGGAGAAAAAAGCUGGAGCUGAUGAAGGUAUCCUGUGCCCUUAAUGGAUGAGACAAAAAUAAAGUUUUUGAAGUUGAGACUA
This is a messenger RNA of Odobenus rosmarus divergens (Pacific walrus), 2746 nucleotides long. It is a transcript of the gene H3F3B, whose product is annotated as H3 histone, family 3B (H3.3B). Gene Ontology annotation, molecular function: protein heterodimerization activity; DNA binding; structural constituent of chromatin. The transcript is spliced from 4 exons. NCBI's taxonomy places the organism in Eukaryota, Metazoa, Chordata, Mammalia, Carnivora, Odobenidae. Gene Ontology annotation, cellular component: nucleosome. The record is from RefSeq and is a predicted model, not a curated record. The coding region runs from base 169 to 579 and encodes 136 amino acids.